Molecule: messenger RNA, 4760 nt
Organism: Neodiprion fabricii
Lineage: Eukaryota; Metazoa; Arthropoda; Insecta; Hymenoptera; Diprionidae
Gene: EMC8-9
Product: ER membrane protein complex subunit 8/9 homolog
Exons: 5
Coding region: 171-797 (208 amino acids)
Cellular component (GO): EMC complex
Source: RefSeq, a predicted model, not a curated record
ACUUGGUCGGUAAUUCAUGAAACUGCUAUUACUCCCCUCAGGAAAAAUAACCCAGGGCUAACUUCAGGUGCAUAUUUUCAGUCAUACGUAGCUAGUUGUCAAGUGUCAGUGGUCGAGCAUAGUCUGUGUUUUAGAGCUCUUCGUGAGUAAAACAACCGAAGAACGCGAGCAUGGCAGAGGUUAGAUUUUCGGUGCGUGCUUAUAGCAAGAUAGUUUUACACGCAGCGAAAUAUCCCCACUGUGCAGUAAACGGUUUGCUACUAGCGGAGCAGAAGCCGAGGGAUGCCUCCAGAUCGAAAGAACUCUACAUCGUCGAUGUCGUGCCCCUUUUUCACCUCUGUCUCCAUGUAUCGCCGAUGGCCGAAGUCGCCUUGACUAUGGUCGAUCAAGUCGCUGCUCACCAAGGUCUGUUAAUUGCUGGUUACUAUUUGGCUAACGAGAAUUUAUUCGAUUUGAGCGUGGACAAGCCAGCUCACAGAAUAGCUGACAAAAUAGCGGAGAGCUAUGCUUCUGCCUUAUUAGUUGUGGUCGACAACAGGAAAGUUACGCUUCGCAUGGAAGAAAAUCCUUUGAGAGUUUCACAAAAUGUAGAUGGAAAAUGGAAACCUAUAGAGAAAAAUAAGAUAAACUUAGAUAAAGAUGUUCUAGAAGGAGUUUCGACGAUGUUGCAAGGGCAAGAUUACCGUGAUCUUGUCGACUUCGACAAUCAUCUCGACAACAUAUCCCUUGAUUGGCAGAACAACGAAUUGAACAAAAUCAUUGACGAAGCAAUAGAGGCUGUUGGUUUAGGUUCUUAAUUCAUUUGUGCGAAAUAGUGCCUCACGAAAAUUCCACGGUACUGUUAAUUCCCAAGAGGAAAAAGGGGAAUAACUUGGAGAGUUGUUGCAAGCCUGGAAAACUGAGCAAAGUGAGGGAAUUUUUCAAUAUACAAAAAAAAGUUUGGUGAAUACGGCUGAAAAUUUUUAUCUGGAUUCGGAAUUCACGUCGAUCAUUGACAUAAUCAUGAAUAAUGCAAGUGAAUGAUUCAAUUUGCAUGUCAAUUGGUAAAUUCAUUCGCGUUCUGAUUUGUACGACAGUCAUAUUUUAUCUAAAUAUAAACAAAACAUGCAACAAUUUGAAUAUUACUCGUUCCAGCUUUGUAUUCUAGAACAUAACGUUAUCUCACAUAGGUUCUGUAAAAUGAAUACGCAGUUCGCCACACAUUCCGUAUAAAUGGUACUAAAAUCGUAUUCAAGAAAUAUUCUUACUUGGAAAACAUAUAAAAAUGAUAAAUUUUUCAAUGAAAAAUUUGUAACAACCCUGAACUUUGCACAGAAUCUUUGAGUACCAUAAUUUUACCAAUGUUAUGUUCAGUGAAAAAACCUAAUUUAACAAAAAAAUAUUCUAUAUUUAUCUGCACCUUUAAAUCUUUUGUGUCCUAUUCACAAAGUCUAUAAUAAAACAUGCAGACCUCUAAAAACCGACGUUCGAAAGACUGUUUCAAUGUUGCACGUCUAUUCUUACACAUACGUGCAUAUUAUGUGAGUAGGAGAAAAGACGAAUUUUGAUAUGAUUGUGAAAGAAAUGUUUAUUCGGUUUAAGCUUCUCACAAAUGAUUUUUUUGUUCAUUCUACAAAAUUUCAAGUUAUUUGUAAGAAAUUUUACAAAGGAGUUCGCUUGUAUUAUUUUAUUUGUUUUUUUUUAUUGUUGUUGUUGUUAUUAUUAUUAUUAUUAUUAUUAUUAUUUUUUGUUUUGUUUGUCAGAUUUUUAUCACUUUUCUUUUUUUAGCAGUAUACGAUACAUAAUUAAGCCAUCGGUUAUUUAGUCUACUCUUUUAACUUUAUAGCUAUUCAGCUGUACACAAAUUACCUACACCUAUAUCCCUCGUCUCGCCUUUCUCACACUCAUUCCUCGGUUCUCCUACCUUUUUUUGUUUGGUGACAUAUUUCUGAUUACUACGUGCCCUUGAGAUUCAUUUGAAUCGCACACGAGUGACACAAACAGUAAUAGAAAUUUCAACUUUUCAUUUAUUCAGGUACAAAGUUCUUGAAAUUUUAUUUUACAUCGGUAUCUAUGUACUCAUUCACCGUACAACAACACUCACCGGUUGUUUAAAACUGCGGAUCGCGCCUCUACAUCUCUCAUUAAAAAAAAAAAAAAAAAAAUUAUACUUAUUAUCUGUAUGCUGUUUCGUAGAUUUCAAUUCUUUAGACUUUAUCUGCUUGUAAGCACAGACUGGAUAUUUAAUCAUACCUUUUCUUAAAAUACAUUAUUGUGAGGUUGAAACAAAUGAUAUUUACUUUUUCUUUGUGAAAAAAUUAUUUUUCCUUUUCACUGGAAAUAAGAAAAAGAACUUCCUUGUUUCCUCGCUUUCGAGUGCACACCAUGCGGUCAAAUUUUGCAUGAAAACGUACGAAUAUGUGAGCCAAUAAACAGUUUUUCACAUCACCUUAUUUAAUCUCGCGAAAACGAGAAUAGGCAAGAAUAAUUCUCUGCACAAUUUCUUUCCAGCUCUAUUUGAUGGGGUGCGAUAGAUACGUGCAAUAAUUUAUCACAACCAUUUGUUUUCUUGCCACUCAAUGCGAUCUACUCUAAAAUCGCCGUAGUUAAUAACCUCCGAUAAAUUAAUAAUUCACUUCAUGGCUUGUAGUUUGUUUCUAUUUCUUUAACUUAAGAUAUUAUAAAUCAAACUGCAACUAGCCUCGUGUUCUUUGAUCACUUGCACUGUUUGAUUAUGUUUAGCUUAAACUCGUCGUCAUUGCUGUGGUAUAUUAUCCAUAUACUGUCGGUAAUAUUUGCGAUUUUAUUUUUAUUUAUUUUAAUAUUUUGUUGAAAAAUAGCACCCGUUAACAUUAGUGUUAUUCAUCUAUAUAUAUAUUACGUAUAAUAUGUAUAUUGUUAUUUUUCAUACCAUAACGUUAUUAUAUAUAUAUAUAUAUAUAUAUAUAUGUUGUAUUCGUCGAAGAAUUGUAAUUUGGAUAGUAAUUUAAUUUUUUUUUCUCACAAUUUUUAAAAAAUCUCGUCAAACUUAACAACACGAUAUGAUCAAGCAUAUAUGUAUACAUAUAUUAUUACAUAUGUUUACGCACCUACUUAGAAAAGUAGGAUUUAAAAAAUUUCUUUAAAUUUAUAACCUAUUUAACGUUUUUGUUGUUAGUGUCUUACUUACAUUUAUGUCUAGCUCUACACGUAAAAAUAGUGGCAUACUAUUCACUAAGGCAUCGAUCAAGCUAUCGCAGAUUUUUCUGACGUCUCUAUGAACUAUACACAAUGGUGCUACAGCUGCUUCGUGCGACAUUAAUAUUAUUCAAUUUAUUAACUGUUACAUCGUCGUUAUCAUAAAUAUUAAUUUUGAACCCUAAACUCUGUGCCUAACGUACAAAUUAUGUUUUCUGGCUGCAGGCUUCAUUCUAAAUAUCUAAUACUUUUCACUGCGUUUUUUCCCAUGUUGUCUUGCACUUCUCAUGCUUCGUUAAUUCAAUCGAUUCUUAUUCAACGGCAAAUAAGCGUAUAUGCAUAAGAAAUAUUCUUUGGAUGAUAUCUGGCGAGUGCAGAAUUUUCAUAAAUUAUCACAAAUUUAUAAUAGCUUUCUUCCGAACUCUUAUCCGAUCUCGAUUUCGUUAGAAUGAGAAACCUCGUUUUUAUUACGCAGUAUUUCCGAAUCACUGCCCAGGAAAUUUAUACUUGAAUACUGAUUGUAAGAUAAUAAUCCAUAGUUGAUCUUCGCUAUAACACAUUUCAAACAAAUGACAUAGACCUCGACAAUAAUCAUGCGUUUAAAAUAUUUUACUUCACUUUACUUUUUCUUACCAAAGAAAAUUCUAUAUUUUUAUACAGUGUAAUUUGAGCUUGCAUUUUUGUGAAAGUGACGUGGUUUCAAACACUUUUAGUAGGUCUGACAGAACUUGGAAGAAAUGCAGAAAUUCGUUAACAAAAUAACAGCAUUGAGCCAUAAAAUAUCAUCGACACAAGUUUUUUGUUUUUAUGUUGUUGAACCAGAAUUUCUCUAAACGAAAACAAGAAAAAUCGGUCGUCAGCUAGAAAACAAGAGAUAAUAAAUUUUUUAUAAUACAAUCCAGCCUCACUGAAUGUUUCAGUGAAUUUACACCAUUCCGUUAUAUUUGCGCGCAUUACGCAUAACAUUCUUGCCAUCGUAUCUUAAAUUUCAAAAUUUGUGCAAGAAAUUAAAAAUUUACUUAUAGUACUUGUUGUACAGUUUUUUUUCUUUCUUUAAAUUCGUGACUCACAUAUAACGGCUUAACGCUAAAAAUCUAUAGUAUAUCGAUUUUGUUUAUCGGCAUUUCCAACUAUUAUAUACCAAUAAUACACGGUCAACGAUAAGAAUGUUGUUUUUUAGAUCUUUUAAAGCGUGCACUAAAUUAGGAAAAUUGAAGAAGUUUUAGCCUUCCAGAACUCACUAUUUGCUAAAUUUUCGAAAUGAAAUUUUUUAUUUAUACAAAAUCGGAUACUUUCGCGAAUUUUUGAUAUUUCCAUUGCUGCCUGAAACGUAUUAUGAAAAGUUACACUCCUGGUAUUGAAGAACACUCAUCUCGUCGAAUAUAUUAUUUGUUUAAACGUAGACACUCGAAAAUUUCCAAAAAUACGAUUUUCAUAAACCGUACCUUCUCUUCCAUAAUGCGUAGUGAAUUUUUUUUGUUUUUUUUUUAUUCUCAUGUAUCUGAAAGUUGAGAGUUUUUCAAUAGGAAAUUUUUAAAGUGAGAUAAAUAUGAUGUAGUGUCACGUGAGCUACAUUUGAUUUUAUUUAAAAGUGCAGGGAAUGA